Messenger RNA from Aethalodelphis obliquidens (Pacific white-sided dolphin), 8395 nucleotides. It is a transcript of the gene SACK1H, whose product is annotated as scaffolding CK1 anchoring protein H. The transcript has 5 exons. NCBI's taxonomy places the organism in Eukaryota, Metazoa, Chordata, Mammalia, Artiodactyla, Delphinidae. Gene Ontology annotation, molecular function: keratin filament binding; protein kinase binding. Bases 3308 to 6790 code for a protein of 1160 amino acids. Gene Ontology annotation, biological process: positive regulation of cell migration; signal transduction; protein localization to cytoskeleton. Gene Ontology annotation, cellular component: keratin filament. The record is from RefSeq and is a predicted model, not a curated record.
CUUCAGUUGGGCGGGGCGCGCGGGAGGGGGAGGCCGCGGCCGGGCCGGCGGGGUGGGGCGGGGUCGGCACCACCGGCGACCCCCCGCCGCGCGGCCUCACCUGGGCGGCCCGCCGGCCCGCACCUGGGCUGGGUCCUCGCAACCCAGAGCGGGGCGGUGGGAGCGCAAGCGCGGCCGCGUGCACGGGGAUCGGGCGGGUCUGCCCGAGCUGGGGGCGAGGGGGCGCCGCGGCCGCGUGUGCCGGUGUGGACGCGGGCGCCCUCGCUCGACGCCGGCCCAGGAGGAGCCGAGCGGGAAUAGGCGCCGGGCCCGGGUCGAGCCAGCCCAGGCUGACCCGACUUGCUCCCGCCCUCGCGGCCUAGCUGGAGUCCGGAGAGGGUGCCGGGCCGGGCCUGGACCCUUCCCUGGGGCGCCCCUUCUAGGCCGUCAUGGCCUGGCCUGUGGGUGGCCCGAGUGGCCAGGGCUCGGUCCGGUUCCCUCCGUAGGGUGCAGGGAGAGCAGAAGGCCCCGAUUCCCUGGCGCCCAAGUCCCUGGACUUGGGUGGGUGGAUGGGACACCCGGCCCAGUCGGCCUAACUCCCUGGGGUUCAGUAACCCCAUCCGGCCCUGCAGUACGCACCGGAAAACUGCAGCUCACCCACUUCCAGACCAUGAGCCUCCCCUGCCGGGAUCUCACCCCCAUGCUCUUCCACUCAGCCUAAUGCCUCUGUCUGCCUGGCGCAGGGUCCGUCCACCGCGUGCACUCGCCCCAGAUCCUUCCCUCCGGAUAAAACCCCAGGCCUGCCCUGUGGGAAAGACUUCCGGUGGAGGCCCCUGGUAUGGGAGCCCACUAGAGCCCUGAGGGCCGUGCCUGGAGGCUUUGUCGCUGUGUCAGAGGUCAGAGGUCAGCUGCCAAAGAGCGUGAUUCCUUCUGAGUCAUCGGCCUGGGUGGGAUAAGCACCCCUCCCUCCCUUAGGGCCGGCAUUUGGUAGGCAAAUGUGAGAGGAGGCACGCUGCUGGCUUCUCCACAGCUGGCUGGGAGUGGCCACUGCCCAGUCCACAGUUCAGGGGUGUGCAGACCCAUGAAAGGAAACAGGCAAAGGAAUAAGGUCUUCGGGACCGUGGGUAUAGCCGUGUGGGCCAGGGUAGGGCCACCUGGCGGGCUCACUGGACGGGUGCCCCUUCCUGACCAGUCCUGUCGGAUGAGAAGUUUCCUUGCCCACCUGGGAUCCCCUGUGCCCCAACUGCAUGCAGCCUGGACAGUUCGUGUUGAUUCCCUUCCCCAGUGACGCAGGAGGGGGUGACCUCACUUCUAGCAGGUCUCCCCGGCUUGGGAAGCGGCACCUUCAAAGGCUGUCAGCGGGAUAGCGCCCCCCACCCCAGUCACAUACAGUUCGAGAUCACACACACACCCUGCUUCCAGAUACGGGGGUCCCCCGCAGUGUGAGGGGGGGUGGGAGGAAUUGGGAAAUUGGGAUUGACACAUAGACACUACUGAUGCCACGUAUAAAAUAGACAACUGAUGGGAACACAUCGAUAGCACAGGGAGCUCUAUCUAACGCACUGUAGUGUCCUAACGCUACCUAACGCACUGUAGUGUAGUGGAAGGGAUAUAUUUAUACGUGUGGCUGAUUCAUUUUGCUGUGCAGUAGAAGCUAACACAAUAUAGUAAAGCAACUAUACUCCAAUAAAAAUUAAAUUAAAAAAGAUACAGUGUGGCCCCCCCCCCCCCCAACAAAACGGUGUCAUCAGGUACAGGGUGAAAACCUAGUACAGACAGGCCCACACCUCGUACCCGCGUGUGCUCAGCCUCGGUCUGGUCCUGGUACAACGAGGCCGUAUGUAACCGGAUACAGUCAGGGGACGGUGCCCCCUCUAAGGCAUGGCAGAGUAGCUUUUCCUCGGACAAUCAGACAAGUAGCAUCUCCGCCAGGUGUGACUGAAUGACACGCGGGUAUGCCCCAUCCCCACCUCCAUGUCACAUUCAGUAGCCUGUCACCUCCCAGGGAAGGUAGGCAGGAGAGGUUCCCCAGGUCAUCCUGACCCCCUAACUUUCUCAGGCAACAGUCUCCAGCGGGCAUGGAUCCCAUCCAGUCAGCAGCGUCCAGCUGCACCUGCAGGGGGUGGGGGUGGGGGGGCAGUCUGGCAGAACCACCUCCCCAGCCAGGACCGAUGUUCAGGAAGCCACAGGCUAGGCAGGAUUGGCUUCCAGCGGACCCUCCUUCCAGGCUAGGGGAUGAGCAUCCAGGCAGUUCAGGGGUCCUGGGGCGAUGGGCCGUGGGAGCCAAAUAAAGCCCCCACCUGGCCUUCCAGGACCAAUGACCGCUUUUACCCAGGCCAGGCCCCCAUGCGGCCCUUUGGAGGCAGGUGGGCUGGAGUGGAGCCCGUGGGCGUGGUUGAUGUGAAGUUGGGGGGAGCAGUGAAGGUGGAGAGGCACCAGCUUUAGGGCGCGGGACGAGCCCAGUGGCCACCGCAAAGGGCUCCGACUUCCUCUGGAGUGCGGCAGGGAGCCAGGCAGUGACCAGAAACUUGGAAAGGUUGCUGCUGCCACACAGGGCCGGGCUUGGCAGGGACAGGCCUCUAAGCUCCUGCCAGGAUUACAGGCCUCGGGGAGGGCUGGUGCCCGGGGUGUGGCCCAGGCAGGUGUCUGAGAUGGGAUGGUGGACAGGGGUCGGGGUUCGGAGGGCUGAGAGGUCAACCUACAGAGUGUGUGACCCUGUAGGGCAGGUGCAGGAGCCGCCAGGGUCUGUGGAUGGGGCUUAACGCUGCAUCCCAGGACAAGCUCUGUGUCCUGGGCCAGGUGUGCUAUCAGGUCAACCCUGACAGCUGCAUUUAAAAAAAAAAAUGUUUUAAUACAAUUUUUAGAGGUUACACUCCAUUUACAGUUACUACAAACUAUUGGCUCUAUUCCCCCUGUUGUACAAGGCAUCCUUGGGCCCAUCUUACACCCGAUACUUUGUACCUCCCCCUCCCCCAUAUCUGAGUCUGCUUCUUUAUUACAUUCACUAGAUUGUUGUGUUUCUUUUAGGUUCUACAUACAAGUGAUAUCAUACAGUAUUUGUUUUUCUGUGAUGUUUCACUUAGCAUAAUACCCUUCAAGUUCAUCCACGUUGCUGCAAAUGACAAAAUUUCCUUCUUCUUUAUGGCUGAGACAGGUGCAUUUUACAGUGGAGGUAACAGGCCAGAGGCACAGGGAGCAGCCCAGGUUCCCCCGGCACUGGGGGCAGAGACACAGGCAGCGGCCCAGCUUGUCCAGCACGCACAGUGCCAGGGGCCACGAAAAUGCAUUCAUGUCAUAAAAUCAGAAGAAAAAAGUCCCUGGCCCCGCCAUGGCCCGUCGCUCCCAGAGCUCCUCGCAGGGGGAUAACCCACUGGCACCCGGGUACCUGCCACCCCACUACAAAGAAUAUUACCGCCUAGCAGUGGAUGCACUGGCUGAGGGCGGGCCGGAGGCCUAUAGCAGCUUCCUAGCGUCCGAGGGGGCACCUGCCUUCCUGUGCCCUGAGGAGCUGGAGCACGUGAGCCGCCACCUGCGGGCCCCACAGCACGUUGCCCUCGAGCCCCCCGAAAGCAGCCCUCCCAACAUGGACUUCGAUGGCUCCUCGGGCACCUACUGGCCUGUGAACUCAGACCAGGCAGUGCCUGAACUCGACCUGGGCUGGCCCCUGACCUUCGGCUUCCAGGGCACUGAGGUUACCACACUGGUGCAGCCGCCGCCACCUGACAGCCCCUGCAUCAAGGAUGAGGCUCGAAGGAUGAUCCGCUCUGCCCAGCAGGUGGUGGCCGUGGUGAUGGACAUGUUCACCGACGUGGACCUUCUCAGUGAAGUGCUGGAGGCCGCUGCGCGCCGCGUGCCGGUCUACAUCCUCCUAGAUGAGGUGAACGCGCAGCACUUCCUGGACAUGGCUGACAAGUGCCACAUCAACCUGCACCACGUGGACUUCCUACGCGUGCGCACUGUGGCGGGCCCCACCUACUACUGCCGUACCGGGAAGUCCUUCAAGGGCCACGUGAAGGAGAAGUUCCUCCUAGUGGAUUGUGCCGUGGUGAUGAGCGGGAGCUACAGCUUUAUGUGGUCCUUCGAGAAGAUCCACCGGAGUCUGGCACACGUGUUCCAGGGCGAGCUGGUCUCCAGCUUCGAUGAGGAAUUCCGCAUCCUCUUCGCACAGUCCGAGCCGCUGGUACCCUCCGCCGGGGCGCUAGCUCGCAUGGACGCCUACGCCCUGGCUCCAUACGCGGGGGCUGGGCCCCUCAUGGGUGGCCAGGUGACCGGGGCGUUGACCCCUUUCUCCUUACCCAAACGAGCCCACCCCCUGUUCCCACCGCCUCGGGAAGAAGGCCUGGGCUUCCCCUCAUUCCUUGACCCCGACCGCCACUUCCUGUCGGCCCUCCGUCGAGAGGAGUCACCGCGGAUGCCGGGGGGCGCCCUGGAGCCGCACACGGGGCUGUGGCCACUGUCGCGGCAUCUGGACACCGAGGCCGGACCAGGUGGGGAGCUCUUGGGCCCGCGGGGCUUCUUUCAGGCACGGCACCAAGAGAUGGACGCCUUCAAAAGGCACAGCUACGCGGCCGCCGACGGCACGGGAGCCGUGGAGAAUUUUGCUGCCGCGCGACAGGUGUCACGGCAGACAUUCCUCGGCUACGGUGAUGACUUACGCUUCCAGACCAGCCACUUCCACCGCGACCAGCUCUACCAGCAGCACUACCAGUGGGAUCCGCAGCUUGCGCCAGCGCGCCCACAGGGCCCGUUCGAGAAGCUGCGCGCUGGCCGCCCUGGCUUCGCGGACCAUGACGACUUCACGCUGGGCGCCGGGCAGCGCUUUCCGGAGCUCGGCCCGGACGGACACCAGCGGCUGGACUACGUGCCAUCCAGUGCCUCACGGGAGGUGCGCCAUGGCUCUGACCCUGCCUUCGGGCCCAGGCUCCGCGGUCUGGAACCGGCCGGGGCCCCAUCUCCCAACCUGGGACAGCGCUUCCCUUGCCAAGCGGUGACGAGGCUAGGCCCAGAGACUGUGCCCAAGCCAGAGCCAGAGCGCAGAGGCCGGCCCGAGGGGCGGGCGGGACUGCGGCACUGGCGCCUCGCCUCCUACCUGAGCGGCUGUCACGGUGAGGAUGCUGGCGACGAGGGCCUGCCCGCACCCAUGGAGGCCGAGGCCUAUGAAGACGACGUGUUGGUUUCUGGGGGCCGGGUGGCCGCCGGGAACCUGCUGACCUCGAGCUUCCGUGUGCCCACGUCCUUCCCGGGCUCCGGCAGCGGUGGUGGCGACAGCUCCGAGCCCGAGGGCCUGGAGGCCGGCCUGGCCAAGCAGGACACUUUCCGCUUGCGCCCGAACCCGCUGAUCCAGCGCAGCUCGCGGCUGCGCUCCUCGCUCAUCUUCAGCGCGUCACAGGCGGAGGGCACAGGCGGAGCUGCUGCGGCCACCGCGGAGAAGGAGCAGGUGGUGAGCGAGAUGCCGGCGUCCGGUGGCAAGGCCAUGCGCUCUGCUGUCUCCACCAAGGUGGCCGAGCUCCUGGAGAAAUACAAGGGCCCGACUCGAGACGCCGGCGGCAUGGGGGCAGCAGUCACGGUCGCCAGCCACAGCAAGGCUAUCCUGUCCCAGGCGUGGCGGGAGGAGGUGUCGGCACCUGGGGGCGGUGGGAGCGAGCACCGCAGCCUCGAAAGCUGCCUGCUAGACCUGCGCGACUCCUUCACGCAGCAGCUGCACCAGGAGGCCAAGCGGCAGCCGGGAGCCGCCGCUCUCACCGCCACGCAGCUGCUGGACACACUGGGCGGGAGCAGCGGCGGCACUGACCGGCUGCCUUCCUGCUUCCUCUCCACCCAGGGCCGCUCCACCUCCCCGCAAGGGCAGGACAGCCCCCCACCAGAGGGGCCUGGGGCGCACCAGCCGCCCCACUCUGAGCCAAAAGGGAUCCCCACCUCAGCUUACCCCGAGCAGAAGGGAAGUCCCACUGCAGGGUUUCCCAGCUGCAGAGACAGGCCCACCACGGGAUUUACCGAGCAGAAGGGGAGUCCCGCUUCUGCCUACCCUGAGCACAAGGGAAGCCCGGUGCCCCCGGUGCCCCCUGUGCCGGAGCACAGGGGCAUCCUCCCUCUCCCCUCCUCCGGGGAGUCUCCAAAGACCGGGCCCACAGAGGAGGCGCCUGGUGGCCCCAUGGAGAUCCUGCGCAGGGGAUCUGCGCGGCUGCGGCAGCUGCUGAACCCCAAGGGUGAGCGGCGCGUGGAGGAUGAGGGUAGCUUCCCGGUGCCACAGGAGAAUGGGCAACCUGAGAGCCCCCGGCGGCCAUCGCCAAGCCGGGCUGACAGCACCGAGGCUGCCACAGGAGAUGAGCGGGGCCCGCGGGGGUGCGUGGCCUCGGCCACGGCCAAUGCCUUGUACAGUAGCAACCUGCGGGAUGAUACGAAAGCCAUCCUGGAGCAGAUCAGCGCCCACGGCCAGAAGCACCGCGGAGGCCCCGCGCCAACCCCGGCCCAGAGCAGCCCUGAGCUGGGCCACCCUCCAGCUGCCGGCGGCCGGGCCCCUGACAUGUCCGACAAGGACAAAUGUUCUGCCAUCUUCCUCGCAGACAGCCUGGGGACCCAAGGCCGGCUGAACCGCACGCUGCCAGCCAGCGCAGCGGAGCGCGACCGACUGCUGCACCGCAUGGAGAGCAUGCGCAAAGAGAAGCGCGUCUACAGCCGCUUCGAGGUCUUCUGCAAAAAGGAGGAGCCCGGGGGCCCGGGGGCCGGGGAGGGCCCGGCGGAGGACACCAGGGACAGCAAGGUGGGCAAGUUCAUGCCCAAGCUCCUGGGUACGUUCAAAAGCAAGAAGUGAGUCUCCUGGCCCACCAGCCCAGGUCGGGGUGCCGGCAUCACGGUCAGGCAGAACACCUGGUCCUCAGCCAAAGCCUUCGGAACCGGGCUGAGCACAGCCAGAGCUUGGCUCCGCUUGAGGCGCACCCGGUGGUCCUCCCUGCCUCUUGCCCCUUGGCCUCUCCUCCCUGGGGGCUCCAGCCCCUAGCUGCCCCCCGCCCUACUUCCCCAGUUCCCGCUCUUCUCACACCUCAGUCUCUGGACCCUCAGCGCCACCUGACCUGCGUCUGACUGCACCAUUUCUUUGGGCUUCAGGUCCCCUUUGGAUCACCUCAGGGACCCAUCUCUCUGUGCCUCAGUCCCCCAUCUUUCAGGGGGCCCGCCUCUGUGCCUCAGUCCCCCAUUCUCUGGGGUCCUUGUGUCUCAGGGUGUCUGUGUCUCAGGGGUCCCCUCUGCUCGUGGCCUUCUGGCUGUGCUGCGGCCUCUUCUCUGUGCCUGGCAGCCCCGUCCUCUCUCAAGGCCUCCCCCCUUCUCAGGACCUGUCCUCCCCACCUGUAUCCGUGGUCGCCGGGUUCACUUCCUGCCCUGCCCCUUUCCACCCUCCUGGCAGCUCUCCUGGCGGCCCAUCCCUUCAGCGUGGGGAGGUGGCCCCCGAGGGGCUGCCCUGUGCAGGACUGUGGGUGCUGCCCUCACAAAGGUCCCUGGUAGACACAUGUUCACAGGUGCCAUCCCCAGCCAUGCCGCAGAAAGGGGCUGGAUGCGGAGCUCUUGUUCCAUGAGGGCAGAGGACAAGGUGCAGUGGCACCUGAGCCCCAGCCCACUGCUCUGAGGGGUCUCCAUGCCCUGUGAGGUGGGAGUGGUCCUUGCCCUGCAGGUGCCCAGCAGACCCCAACUCCACCCUGUUCUGCAUUCCUUCCACCUUUGUCACCAAGCCCCCCAAAAUCUGUCCAAGGCUCCCCCCUUAGCUUUCUUGUAUCUUUUCUUUUACCUCCGGACAGUAGAUCUGGAGUGGCACAUUUGGGCACCAGAUGCUUAAAAUCCCCCCACAGUAGGUGCUAGUCCUGGUAAAUUAGCGUUUGCGCUAUUUCUUUUUAAAUAGGUUGUUUUUCUUUUUCUUUUUUUUUUUUUUUUUUCAAGUAUAAGGAACCCCAAUUGCUCUGGCUGGGAAAGGAUGUAAGGAACCAGACUGCUGAGUGAGGCAGCACUUCUGACCGAGUAGCUGGUAAACGGAGGGGAGGUGGGGUAGGGGGACACCUGCUCCCUGGCGGCUCGCAGUCUGUUUACCAAAGCCACCACCCAGGUAGGGGUAACAGCAGAGACUUUGGUUCGAAUGGGAAAGGUCACUGGGGAACCGGACAAGCUGGGGCAUUUCUGGGCCUUCACGUGCUUGUUGAGGAGUUUGGUUUCACCUGACCUGGUGCACAGCUGUUCUUAGCAGACCUGGCCGGGCCUGUCGCUGAGGGAGGCCCUCGCAGGAAAGGGAGGUUCUGCCCAGGGAGAGGCCAGAGGCCCUCAGCGCCUGCCACCUGCGUCCUCCACGUCGUGCUCAAUAAGACGUCUCCUCAAAUGUGAUGCUGCGCAUUUUGGUAUUAAUAAAACAAGGCACAAAAUAUUCCAGCAUGUUCCC